This is a messenger RNA of Cadophora gregata, 786 nucleotides long. RefSeq lists its product as uncharacterized. Bases 1 to 786 code for a protein of 261 amino acids. The transcript has a single exon. The record is from RefSeq and is a predicted model, not a curated record. Lineage: Eukaryota; Fungi; Ascomycota; Leotiomycetes; Helotiales; Ploettnerulaceae.
AUGAUGCCUGGACAACCCAGUAAUGCUCCUUCAGGCAACAUUCAAGGUUUUGCCUGUGAUUCAUCUAUGCCGUCAAACAUCGUCAGUGGUGGGUCAUCAGGUCUUCGAGGUCCAGCCUUUACCAAGGAAUUUGUUCCAGCCCACGCACAGCCAUUACCUCAAUCAUUUAUGGAAAUCAGUCAGAUUAUACGUGCAGUCAUGCAGACCUUACAGUUGACAAAGGCGGAAGCUAACACUCUGAGGCACAAAUCUUGCCUGAAAGCGCCCGGACUUGCAGGAAGAGGCACCAGACUGUCAAUUGUCCAUGCCGAAGCAAAGAUCGCAGGAUGUGAAUACUUUCUUGCCGAAUUGAAGAAGCCAAUUCCCCAGAUUUUACAGCAACUCGAAAACGUGUCCAGCCGAUAUGGAGAAUAUCGACUUCAGCUUAGCGUCAACUUGAUACAAAUAGGCGUGGCUACUGAAGAUCUCAUUGCCUUCAUUAUUGUUCAGCUUCAGAAAGUAAAGAGCGAGCUGGCGACUCGAAUCAACAAGGUUGCGGUUACUGCCAAGAGUGUCAAGGAUCAAACUGAAAAGGAGACCGUGGAUGUCUACAGAGCAUGGAAUAUAGAGAUGGCAGAAUACGCAGCUAGGGCAUUCUUCUUACAGCACUGUCUUGAUGGCUUGCGUCCGAAAUUUUUGAAUUGGGAGAAGAAAGCGAGAGCUGAGGAAAAGGCUUUGCCACUGCCCGAGCCUGCGGGGUCUUGGGAUGAAUUUCUGGCUCCGCGUCUAGAACAUUCUCUCAUUUGA